UAGGCUACUGUAAGAAACUGAGAGGACGGCGCUGAAGUUCACCAGCUGUUUUAAUGAUCGUGGGCGAUGAUCCCUCUGACUCCUGUUCCUCCUCCUUUUUGUCCCGGGCAGGUUCGGGAGACGGAGACAUGGAUGCCCAUGAAGACCACGCAGACGGUCGCCAUGGCGACACACCAAAACCGCAUGGAGUCAUCGGGUGACUUCGGCUUCACGGAUGACAACGAAGAUGAAGACGAUGACGACAGCUACGACGACGACGACAACGACGACUACGACAACGGCUACAACGACUACUACGACGAAGAGGACGAGGAUGAGUUUUCCGGCUCUGGAGACGGAGAAACAACCGUGUCACCGAAGCAAGCCCCAGAACCGUCAGCCAAGCCCGACGCCAACGACAACAAGAUCCCAGAGGUGGAGCAUCCCGAGAGACCGGCCGUCAACGAGGUGGAAAUCGUCCAGAACAGCAACGAAAUCCCACUGCUGCGGAACAAGGAGCCAGCAGAGGGCGGCGAGGAGUUUCCCUCCAACGUCCUGAUGGCCCACGCCAGCGACGACAGCAUCUUCAACAAGACGGAGGUCCUCGCAGCUGUGAUCGCCGGCUGUGCCGUCGGCCUGAUGUUCGCCGUCCUCCUCAUCCUCCUCCUCAUCUACCGCAUGAAGAAGAAGGACGAGGGCAGCUACGACCUGGGGAAGAAGCCCAUCUACAAGAAGGCGCCCACCACAGAGAUCUACGCCAGACCCGCCUCCCCCCACACACACACACACACACACACCUCACAUCCUGAACCUUUCAAACCAAACAGGGCCAGUUCUUGGCCUCUCAGUGCCUCUUCCUCCUCUUCCUCCUCGCUCUUCUUCUGACUGUACAGCGGAGAGACACUCGAUAAUUAGGAGAGAAGCCCCGCCCACGCCAUCCUCUGACUGACUGGCUCCUCCCACCUCAUGUUCACUCUCUGAACCAAUCAGACGCUUCAUUGGUCUGUUUUUCUCUGAGAUUUAAAAUCAGUUAGUUAAAAACACUAACACGGUGCAAUGAUUGAUUCUGUCUCAGUAUGGUACACGUUAACAGUCCAGUUAUUUAUUUACCCUCCUCUUCAUCAUCUCGUCUGUUGGACUGAAGCCAGGGAUUUUCCCUCCUUUCUUUUGUCUUAUUUUAUUUCAUCAGACAUUUCAGGGUUCUGGAACAACAGAAGGUCUUUGACGUCGCCGCGAAGCUGCCGUUGCUGUCCGUUUUUUUUUGUUUGUUUGUUUUUUUUAGUAGAACGCCCUGAAACCCCUGAGCAGAGACAGAAACAACAACAACAACAACAAACAGCUGACGGAGCCGAUGAGAUCUUCUGUUUUCAGGGUUGUGUUGAGCGGCAGAUUUGAGCGUUAAACUGAUGCAGGAAAAAAUUAUAUACAAAUUACUGCACGAUCCACACACACACACACACACACACUUCUAUAAAAAUCACUGCCGUGCCUCCGGGGUUUGUUUUCUGUUGUUACGCUGAAGUCGAGCUCUGAGGUUUGCGACACACCUACAUUCCACUCGCAGCGCUGCUUCGUGUGUGUGUGUGUGUGUGCCUUUAGAAAAUGGCUGGUUUUUUUUUUGCUAGCCAAAACAAUUUAUUGUGUUUAUAAGAAAGGAAUUAUUAAAAAUUUUCAUCCAAACACAAACACUGUCAUGUCCAUGCCGGACCUGUAGGUGGCGGCGUCACUGUAAACUAGAGUUUUCCCAAAUCUCGUGGAGAUUUUGUGUGAAUCAAAACUGUCUUUCUUUUUUUUUUUUUUCAAACAAAACAACAACCAUCGUUUAGUCGUAGAACAGCCAGUAGGAGGCGCCCUUAUUAAAAAAAGCUACAUCCGACCCUCGCGUUCUGGGCAUGUUGUUCACCCCGAGACACAUUUGUGUCCGUGUUUCUUUUUAAUUUUCUGAAACGUGAACAAAUCUGAGGCGACGUCACUUCCACGUUAGAUUUUCCGAUUUAGCCGCAGCUAAAUAAAAAAAAAACAUCCGUCUCCCUUAAAAAAAAAAAAACCUCAAACUGUUGUCGCGUGGGUAGAACUUUCUUAAAACGAACUUCUUGCACGUGCUCGGUGCACCGGAGCGCGGCUAAAACACUAAUCUGGAUGCAACACAACAAACCUUUUUUAGAAGUAAACGUGGGUUAGUGUGGCACCUUGAACAGAAGCAUUCAAGGUGCCACUUUCUUUUUGUCUCCGAUCAGCUGAUUUAUGCAACACUAAAAAGGGCUUGUUUUAUUUUCGCAGAAAUAACGACAAACAAAGGCAGACCUCAUCCAGUACUGUCUCUUUAAGACUCACUUUUCACUGUAACGUUCAAACUGAACGUGUUUAGACUGGUUUUUGUUUUUCCCUGAUGUUCAUGACUGUACACUGACAAUGAAGCUUACUAGCUUAGCUUAGCAAAUAUAUAUAUGUUUUUUUGUUUUUUUUAAAGUGUCGUAAAUCGCGACUUUCAGAGCAGAAACUCGUAGGUACGACGUGGAAACUUGAAAUGACAUUUUUCUUGUUUCUUGUGCUAAGCUAAGCUAACGGUAGCCUUACCACAAUGGAUCCAGUUAUUGAUUGUUGAGCUCUGAUCGGGGAAAAACUGGUAGUUUAUUUAAAAAUUUUAUUUUAUCUUUUAUGGUUUUGAUUCUUUCUCAAUAAGCUACUUUUUAUUAUUUUUUUGAAUCAUCGCUCAGUAGCCGAAGCUUCGUGACGCUCACAUUUCAGACGCUUCUGCCAAGGAUUUGUAUAAAGUCAUUGCUAUAAAAAAAAUUGAAAAACUUAAAAAAAAAAAAACGUGGUACUUAGCCGCAGCCUGGCAACGAGAAUAUCUACCAAAUAUUUAAAAGCCAAAACGUUGUUUUUUCUCUGUGAUUUUACUGUAAAUGAGAUUGGAUACGACCGAUGCUAACACUAACUCACCUCUUUUUUGGAAUUUUCUCUCAUAGAUCAACUUUUUUUUGUAUUAAUUUAACUGUCAAAUUAUUUUAUUGCCUUCUUUCAGGUCGGGGUGUUUCCCCCUUUUUUUUUUCUUUUUUUUUUAAAGCUGUUGUAUAUGUGAUUUUAAAAGUUUUAUAUUCACUAGUUUUAAGAUUUUAAUUUUUUUUUCCCAGAAACACAUAGUUUUGAAACUUUUUAUUUUGUAAGAGUUUCUAUUAUCUUUUUAGACUUUUUUUUUUUUGCUUUUAUAUUUAUGUUGUUUUUUUCUCGUUGUUCGUAGAAGGAUUGCUUAUGUGGUCGUUGUUGUGUUGACGUUCAGGAGUUUGUGUGUCGUCAGAUUCAGACUGAGGUUCAGUGACCUGGUGAAAAAGGUGAAUUGUCACGUUGGUUGUUGUUUUUUGGGGGGGCGGGGCCUCAGGUCUGGUCUGCGAUGGUGGCAGAGGAAAAACGUUGUGCUGCUUAAUGUCACAAACAUCACAUGUGAAUCACCAGUGGGGCGAAGAAGCCAAUGAAUCAUUGGCUUCUGUCUGCAGGUCCUGAUUUAUUGGAAAUAAAGCUAUUUUUAUGCACAUUAACAUUUUAAAA
Solea senegalensis (Senegalese sole) is the source of this 3525-nucleotide messenger RNA. It is a transcript of the gene sdc4, whose product is annotated as syndecan 4. Bases 67 to 864 code for a protein of 265 amino acids. Gene Ontology annotation, biological process: cell migration. Lineage: Eukaryota; Metazoa; Chordata; Actinopteri; Pleuronectiformes; Soleidae. The transcript has 4 exons. Gene Ontology annotation, cellular component: membrane; cell surface. The record is from RefSeq and is a predicted model, not a curated record.